AUGGGGAACACAGCUCAGCAAGCCCUGCUUGCCGCCGUCUGGGUGGCCACCUCCAUCUCUUGGGCCGAGGCUGAGAGCACGUGUCCAGAGGUGAAGGUCGUGGGUGUUGGGGAUUCCGACAGACUCAGCAUCCUCCGAGGCUGCCCUGGACUUCCUGGACCUUCCGGCCUCAAAGGGGAACCCGGGACAGCUGGACUCAGAGGAGAAAGUGGUUCUCGGGGCCUCCCUGGGAAGGUGGGACCAGCCGGCAUCAAAGGAGCCAGAAACUGCCAGGAGCUGCAGGCCAAGGGCAUACUGCUGAGUGGCUGGUACACCAUCCACCCCAUCGGCUGCAGGCCUCUGACCAUGCUGUGUGACAUGGACACUGACAGUGGUGGCUGGACGGUGUUUCAGAGACGGGUGGAUGGCUCCGUGAACUUCUACCGGGAUUGGGUGACCUACAAGAAAGGCUUUGGCAGCCAGCUGACCAGCUUCUGGCUGGGCAAUGACAACAUCCACUGCCUGACUGCUCAGAGGAACAAUGAACUCCGCGUCGACCUCAGGGACUUUGACAACAUCCAUUACUUUGCCAACUACCGAUCCUUCAAGGUGGCGGGAGAGUCGGACAACUACAAGUUGACCGUGGGAGAGUUUGAGGAUGGCACCGCAGGAGACUCUCUGGUCAAGCACAACGGCAAGCCGUUCUCCACCAGAGAUCGGGACAAUGACGAAUUCAGCUCUAACUGCGCUGAGACUUACAAAGGGGCCUGGUGGUUUGGAAAUUGCCUCAAAUCCAACCUGAACGGGCUGUACCUCCCUGGAUCUCACUCGAGCUACGGUGACGGCAUCAACUGGUCCUCCGGGAAAGGGUACCGUUACUCUUACAAGUUCUCGGAGAUGAAGAUCAGACCUGUUUAGGGCCGGUGGCCUAGGCCUUGUGCUCAAAUGAGGAUCUGAGUGGCAACCUUCUCAUUGGCCUUCUUCUUCAGAUGCCAGUUGUUUAUUUUGUAUCCCCAUCCAUCCCUCGCUCUCCCUCCCUUCUCCUCAGUCCCAUCCCUGCUUGCCUUUAACUGCCCCCUUGUUCCAAUAGAUGAGAAAUUCCCUGAAGGAUCAAUUCAUUUCCUUGGCUUGUGUGCUCGGAGAUAGGAGGCGCUCAAUAAAUGCCAUUUUUUGAAGAUGACGAUGGAGAGUUGGAACUUGGUUUCCAAAGCCUUUUCCACUGACUCAAAGGGGACAGAGCUU
Messenger RNA from Tachyglossus aculeatus (Australian echidna), 1221 nucleotides. Its product is annotated as ficolin-1-like. The coding region runs from base 1 to 897 and encodes 298 amino acids. Lineage: Eukaryota; Metazoa; Chordata; Mammalia; Monotremata; Tachyglossidae. The transcript has 7 exons. The record is from RefSeq and is a predicted model, not a curated record.